Molecule: messenger RNA, 809 nt
Organism: Coffea eugenioides
Lineage: Eukaryota; Viridiplantae; Streptophyta; Magnoliopsida; Gentianales; Rubiaceae
Product: thioredoxin H-type-like
Exons: 6
Coding region: 1-633 (210 amino acids)
Source: RefSeq, a predicted model, not a curated record
AUGAGCGGAGAACAGGUUAUGCAGGUGGCUUUAGUUGAAGGUUCAGCUGUCCAUUCUCGAUGGGACUUUGCUGGACUAAGCUUUUUGGGUGCCGGCUGUCACAUGCUUUUACUUCCCGGUGAAAAAACAAAAAAAAAGUCACCAACCUUUUCAGUUGAUGAGCAUGCCUUAAGAACGUAUUCACGGACGACUGGGACUAGCUUCAGUUUCUAUUUCAAGCUUACUUUAAAUACAGGAAAUGAUGCACAUUCUCAAUUGCCUACUGCAGAGCUCGCCUACAGAAAUGUCCAUCUCGUAACCACUGUGGAUAAGUGGGAAGAAAAGUUGUCAGAAGCGAACAGGGAUGGCAAAAUAGUUGUGGUCAAUUUCAGUGCAUCAUGGAGCAAUCCUUGUAGAUCCAUUGCACCUGCCUACAAUGAACUUGCAGACAAAUAUCCCUUCAUGCUAUUCUUGACAGUGGAUGUAGAUGAGUUAGCCGAGCUCAGUAAUUCGUGGGAAAUCAAAGCCACUCCUACGAUUUUCUUCCUCAGAGAUGGCAAAAUGGUAGACAAACUUGUAGGUGACAACAAACAAGAUCUCCAAAAGAAGACAAUGGCCAUUGCUGAAUCUUGUUCAGAUCCGACAACCCCAUGAUUGAGUUGCCUGUCUUCCGAAUGUCUGAGGCGUAUAUCAAUUUUCUUCAGCAAUUUUGAUACUCUAAUCUUUGGUACUGCAAAGAACAUCACUUUAGUUCAAGUAGAAUAACUUUCCAUGGGAAAAUGAAGAUAUUGGGAAGAGGAAUGAAGAUUUUUACAAGAAACUACUGUCCA